This is a messenger RNA of Trichoplusia ni (cabbage looper), 972 nucleotides long. RefSeq lists its product as uncharacterized. Lineage: Eukaryota; Metazoa; Arthropoda; Insecta; Lepidoptera; Noctuidae. The transcript has 2 exons. The record is from RefSeq and is a predicted model, not a curated record. The coding region runs from base 1 to 972 and encodes 323 amino acids.
AUGGCUAACUUAAUCGAAAAUAAACUCAAUGACUCUUUGUUAAUGGAAGAGACCAAAACACAACCGAGAUUGUCAAAAGAUCUUUCUGAAGCUAUUGAUCAACUACCUAUAGCGAGUACUGAAAAAGAAAACUUAAAAGAUAAAUUGAAUGAUAUGGUUAACGAGGAGGUAGAGAAUAAAACUGAAACGGACCCUCCCGAUACCAGGAAAAGCGUCGACGCUACCAGAAAAAGCGUCGACGCUACCAGAAAAAGCGUCGACACUACCAGAAAAAGCGUCGACACUAGUAGAAAAAGCGUCGACACUACCAGAAAAAGCGUCGACACUACAGAUUUGUCGGCACCCGAAAAAACUAAGAACGAUAUUCUUCUACAGUCCGUCGAGCCGGAGACUGAAACUACUUCAGUUCAAACUCCUAAAGUCACGGACACACAAACAAACACAUCGGAGGUAAUGACAGAAAAAUCUCAACAGACAUUCAAACCACAGAUACCUAUAGACAAAGCUGAAGAAGAAUACACUAAUCAAUUAAAUACUACAUUUAAAAACUGGAUAGAUGGGCAUUUGAAUAUAGAUGAUAAUGAAAAAGAACGGAUUAAUAGCAAGCUGACCGAUGAUAUAGUAGCUAGGAAGAAAUUUCUGCAAAUUAAUCCAAGGGCGACGUCACGGGAAGAGGACGUUUAUAAUCUGAAGAAUUUAUUGUAUCGGAGGAUUAACCCCGUGUUGAGCAUGGGACAGCUCGCUUUUCUUCUGACGGACGCUGGGACUCUGAUGAAUGCAAUAGCGGCAAUACCUGUACCAUUCAUGGUCGUGCCACUGGAUUUCUUUCCGAUAGACGAUUCGGACACUAGUGAUGAUCAGAAACUUGAAUCAGAUAUUAAAUAUCAAGUCAACGAUUGGGUUGAUACUUUACCAGUUACCAUACGAAAUGACGACGAGAAGAAAGACUUAGACACAAGACAGGCGCUCUAA